Messenger RNA from Ilyonectria robusta, 2185 nucleotides. Its product is annotated as copper amine oxidase. NCBI's taxonomy places the organism in Eukaryota, Fungi, Ascomycota, Sordariomycetes, Hypocreales, Nectriaceae. Bases 1 to 2007 code for a protein of 668 amino acids. Gene Ontology annotation, biological process: amine metabolic process. Gene Ontology annotation, molecular function: quinone binding; primary methylamine oxidase activity; copper ion binding. The record is from RefSeq and is a predicted model, not a curated record. The transcript has 3 exons.
AUGUCUUCAUUUGCCUCCAAGUCCAACCCGCACCCUCUCGACCCAUUGACGGUUGAAGAGGUGCGAGCGGCCUCACAAACACUUGUCAAGAAACUCCAAGGCGCGAAGGGCGAGGUUCGAUUCAAGGUUGUCGACCUCGCUGAGCCUCCCAAGGACUUGACGCUUCAGCACCUUCAUCACAACGGACCCGCGCCGGACCGAAAGGCCAGGGUGUACUACCACCUCAAGACCAGCCAAACUCUCAUGAUUGCCAUUGUCAACAUAACCAGGGAUCGCGUUGAGAGAACUUAUGGCGCUCCAGACUCUCAAGGGCCUGUGGAUUGGGUCGAGUUCGAGCUCAUCAAUCGAGCAUGCAUCUCCCACCCUGAAGUCCUCGCCGAGGUUGCCAAACUCAAGCUUCCCCCUCAUGCUCGCAUUGAGAAUGAUCCUUGGGCGUUUGGAACAGACAGCUCUAAAGAAAGGCGGCGCCUCUUCCAAUGCUACAUGUACGCGGCCAUGUCAGAGGACGACGAAGCAAACCAUUACUCGAUCCCACUCCCUCUCGCGCCCAUUUUUGACGCGCAUACACUGGAGUUGGUAGAUCUCCAAAGACUUCCCAUGGGAUCAAACGACCUUCUCGACGUCGAGACUCAGCCCUGGGAUCCUGUCGAGCCCGUCGAGUACAGCGCAAACAUCAUGGGCGAGGAUGCGUUCCGGAAGGACGUGAAGCCUCUCCAAAUCACGCAACCAGAGGGACCUUCGUUCAACAUAUUUGGACGUCGCGUCGAGUGGCAAAAGUGGUCAUUCCAGCUGGGAUGGACGCUGCGAGAGGGACCGGUUCUCCAUGAUGUGCGCUACGACGGCCGACCGCUCUUCUACCGUGUGUCCAUGAGCGAGAUGACGGUUCCCUACGGCGAUCCUCGCUCGCCUUACCACCGAAAGCAGGCGUUUGAUCUGGGCGACUCGGGGUUUGGCCUCACGUCCAACAGUCUGAGCCUGGGCUGUGACUGUCUCGGCCACAUUGCCUACUUCAGCGGCGUCCGGGUUUCUGGCGACGGCAAGCCCGUCGUCAUGCCCAACGUCAUCUGCAUGCACGAAGUUGACGAUGGCAUCGGAUGGAAGCACACCAACUUCCGCAACAACAAGUCGUCCGUCGUCAGAAACCGCCAGCUCGUCGUUCAGUGCACUGCGACUGUGGCGAAUUACGAGUACAUCCUCGCGUUCGUUCUGGACCAAGCCGCCAACCUCCACAUCGACGUGCGAGCGACCGGCAUUGUUUCGACCAUGCCUAUCCGCCAGGGCCUCCAGGUUCCUUGGGGGACGGUUGUUGCGCCGGGCGUGCUGGCCGUGAACCACCAGCAUCUGUUCUGUCUCCGUGUCGACCCUUGUCUGGAUGGAGACCAGAAGAACACCAUUGCGUACGAUGACUGCGUUCCUGUGACCAACGAGCCGGAUCUCGAUCCCUUCGGCUGUGCCUUCAGAGUUCACACGACCGCAAUCGAGAAGCCAGGUGGCUACGAUCUGGAUCUGACCAAGAACCGAGUCUUCAAGAUCAUCAACGAGUCGCGCAUCAAUUCCAUCUCUGGGAAACCGCACGGAUACAAACUUCACGCCGUCCCAAGUCAGAUGCUAAUGAUGGGACCCCAGACAUUCAACUUCCGCCGCGGUGUUUUCACUUCUAAGCCGAUUUGGGUCACCAAGUACCGCGACGACGAGUUGUGGGCUUCGGGAGAGUUCACCAACCAGAGCCGCGACGAUACUGGCAUGGCGCUUUGGGCGGAGCGAGAUGAGCCGGUCAAGAACGAAGACGUCGUCUUGUGGCAUUCCUUUGGCCUCACACAUGUGACUAGACCUGAAGACUUCCCCGUGAUGCCCGUCGAGAAGCUGUCAGUUUCUCUAAAGCCUGUUAACUUUUUCGAAGUCAACCCUUCCAACGACGUUCCUCGAUCCUCUCAGAGCCUGAACAAGUCGACCCUUCACAAAGUUGGCCCCGAAAGCUGCUGCACUGCCCGCCCAUCCCGAAUUUAGGCAGUGGAGGGAGCAUAAUAUGAGUCGACGAGAUUCAGGAUCGUAAAAGGGUUAAAUGAGAAAUUUGUAAAUACAUAUCAUACAUAAAUAAUAGCGAUGGAUACAAUUGUGUUGAUGUUAGACUACUUUGUGCACUCAGUUGAGUUCCCUGUAGAUGUCUAGGGUAGGUCAACCACGA